AUGGCCGUCUCCACCUUCAGUGGCCCUGGGAUUGGGCUCGGUUUCUUGAUCUUGUCUCUGUCUGUUGAAAUCGGCGCAGGCUUCGGCGUCGGCUGCGGAUUCGGAGUCGGAUGGGGGUUCGGAGGAAUGCCUCUGAACGUAUUCGGCUUGGGCAUCGGUGGGGGAUGCGGAGUUGGUCUUGGGUUAGGAUGGGGCUUUGGAAAUGCUUAUGGUUGUCAAUAUCGAUCUUCAAGGGUCCAGUUUCAGGGCAUUGAGUUUCAGAAAAAGUCUGAAGGAGAUGAAGCACCAAAGCUUGCUUCGCCAGGGCUUGUUGAAAAGUCUCGUCCUUAUGGCUAG
Messenger RNA from Triticum turgidum subsp. durum (durum wheat), 336 nucleotides. The record is from the annotation of a GenBank genome assembly. NCBI's taxonomy places the organism in Eukaryota, Viridiplantae, Streptophyta, Magnoliopsida, Poales, Poaceae.